AUGGCUGUUGGAGCAUUGUUCCACAAAAUGACGACAAUGGUGACUUCUGAUCAUGCUUCCGUCGUCUCUAUGAACCUUUUUGUUGCACUUCUAUGUGCUUGCAUCAUCAUCGGUCAUUUGUUGGAGGAGAACCGAUGGAUCAAUGAAUCCAUCACUGCCCUUCUCAUUGUCAGAUUCCUAAUCUACCUAGGUCUUUGUACUGGGGUCUUUAUACUGCUCACGACUGGAGGAAAAAGCUCUCAUAUACUGGUCUUCAGUGAAGAUCUUUUCUUCAUUUACCUUCUCCCACCCAUCAUUUUCAAUGCCGGGUUUCAGGUGAAGAAGAAACAAUUUUUCCGCAAUUUUAUGACUAUUAUGCUCUUUGGUGCAGUUGGUACUUUGAUAUCAUUCUGCAUCAUAUCACUGGGUGCCAUACACUUUUUUCAGAAGUUGGACAUUGGUUCGCUGAAGAUUGGAGAUUUUCUAGCAAUUGGAGCAAUAUUUUCAGCAACAGAUUCAGUUUGCACCUUGCAGGUUCUUAAUCAGGAUGAGACUCCUCUACUAUAUAGCCUGGUCUUUGGGGAGGGGGUGGUAAAUGAUGCUACCUCUGUAGUACUCUUCAAAGCAAUUCAGAAUUUUGACCUCUCUCACAUUGACUUAACCACUGCCUUACAGUUAAUAGGAAAUUUUUUAUAUUUAUUCAUUGCAAGCACUGUGCUGGGAAUCUUUGCUGGAUUGCUUAGUGCUUACAUUAUCAAAAAACUUUAUUUUGGCAAGUUAAUAAGGCAUUCUACAGAUCGUGAGGUUGCUCUCAUGGUACUCAUGGCAUACCUUUCAUAUAUGCUAGCUGAACUAUUCUCUUUAAGUGCCAUUCUGACUGUUUUCUUCUGCGGCAUUGUUAUGUCUCACUACACGUGGCAUAAUGUAACUGAAAGUUCAAGAGUGACAACAAAGCAUGUUUUCGCCACUUUGUCAUUUAUUGCUGAAAUAUUUAUCUUCCUCUAUGUGGGGAUGGAUGCACUAGAUAUAGAAAAGUGGCGAAUUGUAAGUCAAAGCCCAAGAAAAUCAAUUGGGGUCAGUUCGUUGCUGCUGGCACUUAUCCUAGUGGGAAGAGCUGCAUUUGUUUUCCCUUUGUCUUUCUUAUCCAACUUGCUUAAGAAGUCUCAAUCUGAGAAAAUUGAGUUAAAGCAACAGGUAACAAUUUGGUGGGCUGGUCUCAUGCGUGGAGCUGUUUCUAUUGCACUUGCUUACAAUCAGUUUACCAGGCUGGGCCAUACUAUAUUGCGCGAAAAUGCCAUCAUGAUCACUAGUACCAUUACUGUUGUACUCUUCAGCACAUUGGCCUUUGGGUUGAUGACGAAGCCACUUGUGAGGCUAUUGCUUCCUUCUUCUAAGCAAGUAAUGAGCUUGCCGUCCCCACCAUCGACACCAAAAUCAUUCACAGUGCCACUUCUUGGCAGUGGAGGAGAGGAUUCAUCAUGGGCCAAUGGUGUCACCCAAAAUGGGUCUCCACCAAGCACCUUUAGGAUGCUACUAAGCUGCAUUCCUACUCGUGGGGUGCACCACUAUUGGCGCAAGUUUGAUGAUUCUGUCAUGCGACCCGUGUUUGGUGGACGAGGUUUUGUGCCCUACGUUCCCGGGUCACCCCUUGAACAAAGUGUUCAUCAAUGGCAUGGCAGUUAG
Sphenostylis stenocarpa is the source of this 1662-nucleotide messenger RNA. NCBI's taxonomy places the organism in Eukaryota, Viridiplantae, Streptophyta, Magnoliopsida, Fabales, Fabaceae. The record is from the annotation of a GenBank genome assembly.